AUGCCAGAGUCCCCUCUCAGUCCCACAACAGCCCGUCAAAACCCAGCCAGCAGCCUCCUCAGUCACAGAGACAGUAGUGGAGGGGAAAGAGUCGCUAAUGGGAACGCUGGCACUCUGAGUGGCGACGACUGGCAGACUCUUCAGCAUAAACAGGUCUUUCUUGCUAUGAUGGCCCCGCAGCAGAUUCAGCAGUUUCUGGCUCCCAACCAGCUGCAGGCUCUGAUCCACCAGAAGCAGCAAGCCCUUCUGCUUCAGCAGCAUCACCUGAAAGAGUUCUACAAGAAGCAGCAACAACAGAUUCAGCUGCUUCAGCUACAGUCCAGUAAGAAAAUCAAAGAGCUCUCCUCUCCCCAGCUCGUCUUCCAGCAGCUCAUCCAACUCCAGCAGCAGCAACAGCAGCAGUUUCUCCGGGCGCACAGACCAGCGCUGUCCUCUCCCGCCCUCUCUCCAGCUUGUCUCAGCCCUGCAGAGAUGCAGCAAGUAUGGAAAGAGUUCACAAUUGGAAUGACUGAAGAUAAAAUCACAAUAAAAGAGAAUCGAGAAUCUUCCGCUGGCAAAAUAAUGUCAGCAAAAGUCCCAGGGAGACAAGCCGAUGACCAGCAGUUUGCCUGUGAUCAUGCUGCCAAACACGCCCUCUUCGGUCACGGCGUGUGUAAUUGGCCCGGUUGUGAGUCAGUCUGUGAAAACUUCAGCCAGUUUAUCAAGCACAUAAGCAGUGAACACACUCUGGAUGACAGAAGUACAGCCCAGUGCAGAGUCCAGAUGCAGGUGGUUCAGCAGCUUGAGCUUCAGCUCUGCAAAGAACGGCAGCGUCUGCAGGCAAUGAUGGCUCACCUGCAUCUGCCAUCUUUAGAAGCUCAAUCGCUCUCGGCGCCUGCACAGUCGCCACAGUCCGACACGGCUGCUGACCCGUGCGGCCCGCAGCUCACUUCAGUCACCAACAGCUUGCCCUCGCUGAGACCAUCAGACCCAGCCCAGGUAUCCCCUCGACCUCUAGAUCCUGUUGGCACUCCAUCCCAGGGGUGUGAGAAAGAGUUCCCCUCUCACACGUCAGGCGUUGGGCCUAUGAGACGUCGUAAUCACCCUCUGGUCUACUCGCUGUCUUCAGAAAAUGAAUAUGAACUUUACAAAAACACUGAUCUCAGACCACCUUUCACCUAUGCCACACUGAUUCGACAGGCUAUCAUGGAAGCAUCAGACAUGCAACUAACCCUCAACGAGAUAUACAACUGGUUCACAAGGACAUUUGCUUAUUUCCGACGCAACGCCGCCACUUGGAAGAAUGCAGUUCGACACAACUUGAGCCUGCACAAGUGUUUCGUGCGCGUGGAGAAUGUGAAAGGUGCGGUGUGGACUGUGGAUGAGGUGGAAUACCAGAGGAGGCGAUCCCAGAAGAUCACAGGAAAUCCAUCACUGAUGAAAAGUAUUUCCUCCAGUGCAGGUUUUGGGACCCUAAUGAAUUCUGGCUUGCAGACCGCACUGGCAGAGGCGUCACUGCCAGGACUCAAGAAAGACAACGUAAGAGGAAAUUCAAAGAGUCAAAUACAAAAGAGCAGCAUGGCUGACAGCCACAGAAACCAAAACUUCUCUCCUCGCGUCCAGCCGCCGCUUUUCCUUGAAGACAAAGAGCUGAAGGUCAAUGACCAAGGAUGUCUGAUACACACAGUGAAACCAGUCAGUCUGCAGCCAGACAUGAGUGAAAAUGAUGGAGGGCAUUUGUUUGACCUUGAAUGA
Molecule: messenger RNA, 1734 nt
Organism: Pelmatolapia mariae (spotted tilapia)
Lineage: Eukaryota; Metazoa; Chordata; Actinopteri; Cichliformes; Cichlidae
Product: forkhead box protein P2-like
Exons: 15
Coding region: 1-1734 (577 amino acids)
Biological process (GO): regulation of transcription by RNA polymerase II
Cellular component (GO): nucleus
Molecular function (GO): RNA polymerase II cis-regulatory region sequence-specific DNA binding; DNA-binding transcription repressor activity, RNA polymerase II-specific
Source: RefSeq, a predicted model, not a curated record